AUGAUGAUGUUGCUGCUGCUGCUGCUACUGCUGCUUCUGCUGCUUCUGCUGCUGUUAGUCGUCACCAUCGUCAACACCAUCAUCGCUUUCUUCAUCACAUCCGGGUUUUUCCAAUUACUCACCAUGGCUGAACCGCCAAUAAUCACGGAGGGCCCGCCAAAACAAAUGUACUACGCUAAGGGCAACAGGGUGGUGCUCCAGUGCAAGGCCCUUGCUAGCCCCCCACCCGAAUUUGAAUGGUUUUGUGACGGAGAAAAAUUACAAAACUCAAACGACCAAACUUUUUUCCACGCCGAUACCUCUAAUUAUUCAUCAGUGCUACACCUCAGUACAAAGUCGCUGUCAGGGGAUUACUCACUGCAGUGUUUUGCGUCAAACAUAUACGGAGCUGCUAUAUCAAACAUCACCAUUCUGUCGCAAGCUUUCCUAGAAGAGACAACUAACACAAGGGCCAUUCAGAACCAGACCUCAACGGAGGGCCGCCCACUCUUUCUGCCCUGCAAUCACGUGAUCAGCAACCCGCCAGCCUCAAGGACGUGGUUCACAGUGGACCUCCUGUCGAGGAAGCCCAGCUCGAGUGCCGAGUUGGUCAGGAUGGGAGGUGGGAGUGUCACCAUGGAUGGAAGGGGUGGUUUAGUGUUUACGUCACUUUCGCUGGAGGACGUGGAAUCGAGCAGAGUCUAUAAAUGUGACGCGUAUAACUACGUACUGCGAAAAACAAUUGCCGGCUGCUAUUACAGAGUUACAGUGCUUAAAGACCCAUACAACAACAUGCAUGCUCCCGAUUUGAUCUUCUCCUCCUCUAAAGUCCAGUCAACGGUCGGCAAUAACGUGACGUUAAUCUGCAUAUUCUCUGGGAGACCAGUCCCAAAAGUGAGCUGGCAAAGGUUAGACAUGAUCCGUAUCUCGGGAUCAAUCAGUGACAGUGGAAGGAGGUUGACGAUACAGAAAGUUACCAAUGAAGAUGGAGGGAUGUAUAGAUGUGUUGCUUCUAAUGAAGUUGGCCAGACUACAACAGUUAUCAAUCUUUCCGUUGGAGAGCCGCCAAAAUUGUUAUCUCCAAUGAAAGAUCAAUUCGUGACUGUGGGAUCGUCCGCUUUUUUAACCUGCAACUGUUCCGGGUCACCUGAUCCAGUUUUUGACUGGUUCUUCAACUCUCAGCCAAUAAUUGAUGCAAACUUAUCGUGGACCAACAGCGGAGAAACCCUGGAAAUAAGAGGUUUGGCUGUUGUCACAAGUGCUACAAUAACCUGUAAUGCGAGUAACUCACACGGAUAUGUAUUGGAAUCAGCACGGUUGUAUGUUCACGAAGCAAGUCUGGUAGAUCCGACCCAGAUGACGUUAGAGAUGACGUCACCACCGAUCGACCAAUCAGAGAAGAUAGACCCACUUGAAUUCAACUCCUCUAGUUUGCAAAUGCCGUUUAACUUUUCAGUGGCAAAGUUAUACCCCUCUGAAGUGAAGUACUAUGGCUAUCGCGCCCACAAUUACGAUUUUAGCAAAACCGAACAAAGUACAAACAAUAACCUGAGGGACCCAACAGUUUCUUAUCUCAACAUCUUUAAUAUCAUCUGGCUGUUUGUUCUCGUCUCUGUUGUCCUUAUUCUUAUAGCUUUCCUCUACGUCCGCUCAAGAGACAAAAGAAUGUCUUAUCAAGUCAAUGAACCAGUCGGUGAAUGGAGAUACGCCAAAGAAGAAAAGGAACGUUAUUCUAAUGCAAGUGAACAACAAGGAGAUGAUAGAACUACUGAUCAAGUCAAGCAGUCAACUUUAAACCAUUCGGCCGACUACAUAUGCUACCUCUAA
Messenger RNA from Helobdella robusta, 1806 nucleotides. RefSeq lists its product as hypothetical. The transcript is spliced from 16 exons. Gene Ontology annotation, biological process: homophilic cell-cell adhesion; axon guidance; dendrite self-avoidance. NCBI's taxonomy places the organism in Eukaryota, Metazoa, Annelida, Clitellata, Rhynchobdellida, Glossiphoniidae. The record is from RefSeq and is a predicted model, not a curated record. Gene Ontology annotation, molecular function: cell-cell adhesion mediator activity. Gene Ontology annotation, cellular component: axon; plasma membrane. Bases 1 to 1806 code for a protein of 601 amino acids.